AAAUUUAGGGCUGGGGUUUGAGAGGGAGCUAGGGUUUGAGGACGCGGAGGAGAGAAGGCAGGAAUCGGAGCUAUGCCGGGCUCGGAUCGAGUGCACGAUGAGAAGAUGGAUGCCUGCUACGACGUGAUGCUGCGCAGGUUCGUGUAUUCGUCGGCGGUGGGAGUGUUCGCGGGGCUGCUGUUCUUCCGCUCGCCAUCGGCGCGAUGGGCGACCAUGGCAUUUGGCGCGGGCGUGGGAUUGGGCUCCGGCUACACAGAUUGCUCCAGGAUCCUCAAAGACUCCAAUUCAUCGCUGGGAUUGUUGGGCCGAGCAGAUUAGAGACAGAACGAACAGGGUUUUUUGGGGGUGGAAGUUUUCUCUCCGCAUUUUGGAUCGACAAGGAGGAGGAAUUUGGUCCGAGAAUAAGAAAGUAAGAACCAAGAUCAUCAAUGAUAAGCUCACUUUGUUUUUGUUUC
Molecule: messenger RNA, 455 nt
Organism: Selaginella moellendorffii
Lineage: Eukaryota; Viridiplantae; Streptophyta; Lycopodiopsida; Selaginellales; Selaginellaceae
Product: MICOS complex subunit Mic10
Exons: 1
Coding region: 73-318 (81 amino acids)
Cellular component (GO): mitochondrion; MICOS complex; mitochondrial inner membrane
Source: RefSeq, a predicted model, not a curated record